This is a messenger RNA of Anthonomus grandis grandis, 1265 nucleotides long. Its product is annotated as vesicle-associated membrane protein 7-like. Gene Ontology annotation, cellular component: membrane; SNARE complex. The transcript is spliced from 5 exons. The record is from RefSeq and is a predicted model, not a curated record. Gene Ontology annotation, biological process: exocytosis; vesicle fusion. NCBI's taxonomy places the organism in Eukaryota, Metazoa, Arthropoda, Insecta, Coleoptera, Curculionidae. Gene Ontology annotation, molecular function: SNARE binding; SNAP receptor activity. Bases 235 to 819 code for a protein of 194 amino acids.
ACAGCUGAUCUGACUCAUCUGAUGAUGAUUUGAUAACAAAAAGAAAAAAAUUGUUUCUUUAUCAAGCCCAGUUUGGUGUUAUUGUUCACGAAUUUAUAUAAAUAACUGAUAUACUGAUUUCUUAUCGUUUGUUAAAACUUUUAAUAGUCUAAAUUAUCGUAGUUUCCCAUACUUUACAAGCCAUACCAGAAGCAAACAGGAAGCUUUAUCUAAUGCUACAUUGUUUCUAAAAGGAUGCCAAUCCUCUAUAGUGUGGUUUCCCGAGGCACAACGGUCCUAGCCAAAUAUGCUAGUUGUGCUGGGAAUUUCGCUGAAGUUACCGAACAAGUCAUUGCAAAAAUACCAGACUAUAAUGAUCGACUAACGUACACACAUGGCAAUUAUCUGUUUCACUAUAUAUGUGAAAAUAGGAUUAUCUACAUGUGCAUCACAGAUAAUGAAUUUGAACGAAGUCGAGCAUUUUUAUUCCUGAACGAGAUCAAGAGGCGAUUCCAAGCAAAUUAUGGCCCAACAGCCGAGUCCGCUCUGGCAUACUCGCUCAAUGCUGAGUUUGCUCGCAUUUUAGCGAACGAAAUGAAGCAUUACUCCGAAAGUCACGAUGUGGAUACCAUUUCUAAAGUACACAGCGAACUGGAUGAACUGAAGAACAUUAUGGUGAAAAAUAUUGAUAGUGUCGCGCUGAGAGGAGAGAAAGUGGAGUUGUUAUUGACCAAAACCGAAAAUUUGAAUAAUGGCGCUGUUUCUUUUAGGCAAACGAGCAGAAACCUGGCACGCUCCAUGUUCUGGAAAAACAUCAAUUGUACGUCAUCAUCGCCAUAGUAAUAGCUGUGGCGGUUUACUUUAUAGUGUCGAUGGCUUGCGGAGGUCUAUUAUGGCAAGGAUGCGUCUCUAAGUAAAAAACGAAUAAUUUUACAAUUAAACAAUAUUAUUACAUAAAGGGACAAGCAAUUCACGGUUAGGCUACAGUUUUAAAUUCGGGUUUUUUUUUAACUGGUUAGGUUAAGUAAACGUCUAUGUGAUAUAUAUAAGAAAAUAUUUGUUUCAUAUCAUUCCUAACCAAAUUAUAAAAUUGAUCUUUAUUAUUUAUCGAAUACGUGGGCUCGUGCGGCUUUUCCGUUAUGUUUCUGAUAUAUUUUCAAUUAGAUUUAUUCGAGGCAUAUAUAUUGAUAUUUAGAAUAAUUCGUUUUACUUGCAUACAUAAUUAUAAUGAUGAUAUUUACUUUUUAUUUAUUCAAUUUUUGUAAUAUAAAUGUGUUAACCUUGAA